AUGACCGAGUGUACAAGCCUUCAGUUUGUCAGUCCUUUUGCUUUUGAGGCAAUGCAGAAGGUGGAUGUUGUUCGUUUGGCAUCUUUAAGUGAUCCAGAAUUGAGACUUCUCCUGCCCUGCUUGGUGCGGAUGGCACUUUGUGCACCUGCUGACCAGAGCCAGAGCUGGGCUCAGGAUAAAAAACUUAUCCUUCGUCUUCUCUCUGGAGUGGAAGCUGUCAAUUCUAUUGUUGCAUUGCUGUCUGUGGACUUUCAUGCUUUAGAACAGGAUGCCAGCAAAGAGCAACAGCUUAGGCAUAAACUUGGAGGAGGCAGUGGAGAGAGCAUCCUGGUGUCACAGCUUCAGCAUGGACUGACUUUAGAGUUUGAACACAGCGAUUCACCUCGUCGACUGCGUCUUGUGCUUAGUGAACUGUUGGCAAUUAUGAACAAGGUAUCUGAGUCCAGUGGAGAAUUUUUUUUUAAAUCAUCUGAGCUAUUUGAGAGUCCAGUCUACUUGGAGGAAGCUGCAGAUGUACUUUGUAUUUUACAAGCAGAGCUCCCUUCCCUGCUUCCUAUAGUUGAUGUAGCUGAAGCCUUGCUCCAUGUUAGAAACGGCGCCUGGUUCUUGUGUCUGUUGGUGGCCAAUGUUCCUGAUAGUUUUAAUGAAGUUUGUAGGGGCCUGAUCAAAAAUGGAGAACGACAAGAUGAAGAGAGUCUUGGAGGAAGGCGGAGGACGGAUGCUUUACGCUUCUUAUGUAAAAUGAAUCCUUCUCAGGCCCUGAAGGUCCGAGGCAUGGUGGUGGAAGAAUGUCACUUGCCAGGUCUUGGAGUGGCUUUGACAUUGGAUCAUACUAAAAAUGAAGCUAGUGAAGAUGGAGUGAGUGACUUGGUUUGUUUUGUUAGUGGUUUGCUUCUUGGAACAAAUGCAAAAGUCCGGACCUGGUUUGGAACUUUUAUCCGAAAUGGACAGCAGAGAAAAAGAGAGACCAGUAGUUCUGUCCUUUGGCAAAUGAGAAGGCAGCUUCUUCUGGAGUUGAUGGGCAUUCUUCCCACAGUAAGAAGUACCCGCAUUGUGGAAGAAGCUGAUGUGGAGAUGGAGCCCAAUGUGUCUGUGUAUUCGGGGCUGAAAGAAGAGCAUGUUGUGAAAGCCAGUGCACUCUUACGUCUGUACUGUGCUUUGAUGGGGAUCGCUGGACUCAAACCAACUGAGGAAGAAGCUGAGCAACUACUGCAGUUGAUGACAAGCCGUCCUCCUGCAACACCAGCUGGGGUUCGCUUUGUUUCACUCUCCUUUUGUAUGCUGCUGGCCUUUUCUACCCUUGUCAGUACUCCUGAACAGGAGCAGCUGAUGGUAGUAUGGCUAAGCUGGAUGAUCAAAGAAGAAGCUUAUUUUGAAAGUACUUCAGGCGUCUCUGCUUCUUUUGGGGAGAUGUUAUUAUUGGUCGCUAUGUACUUUCAUAGCAACCAGCUCAGUGCUAUCAUUGAUUUGGUCUGUUCCACUUUGGGAAUGAAGAUUGUAAUUAAGCCAAGCUCCUUGAGCAGGAUGAAGACUGUCUUCACACAGGAAAUUUUUACUGAGCAGGUUGUCACAGCUCAUGCAGUUCGAGUCCCUGUCACCAGCAACCUGAGUGCCAACAUUACUGGAUUUUUGCCUAUUCAUUGCAUUUACCAGCUUCUGAGGAGUCGUUCCUUCACCAAACACAAAGUAUCAAUAAAAGACUGGAUUUAUAGACAGCUCUGUGAAACCUCCAUUCCACUCCAUCCUCAAUUACUUCCUCUGAUUGAUGUGUACAUAAAUUCUAUACUUACUCCUGCAUCUAAAUCUAAUCCAGAAGCCACAAAUCAGCCGGUCACAGAACAGGAGAUACUCAAUAUUUUUCAAGGAGUCAUUGGGGGUGACAACAUCCGCCUUAAUCAGCGUUUCAGUAUCACAGCACAGCUCUUGGUGCUUUAUUAUAUUCUGUCUUAUGAAGAAGCUCUCCUAGCAAACACCAAGACUUUAGCUGCCAUGCAAAGAAAACCCAAAUCAUAUUCAUCUUCUUUAAUGGAUCAGAUUCCUAUCAAAUUCCUUAUUCGACAGGCUCAAGGACUUCAGCAGGAGUUGGGAGGGUUGCAUUCUGCUUUACUCCGUCUCCUUGCAACCAAUUACCCACAUUUAUGCAUCGUGGAUGAUUGGAUCUGUGAAGAGGAAAUCACAGGGACAGAUGCCUUGUUAAGGAGAAUGCUUCUGACUAAUAAUGCCAAAAACCACUCUCCUAAACAACUUCAAGAAGCGUUUUCAGCUGUCCCAGUAAGUCACACGCAAGUGAUGCAGAUUCUAGAACACUUGACUCUGCUUUCUGCCAGUGAGCUUAUACCAUAUGCAGAAGUAUUAACAUCCAACAUGCAUCAGCUGUUGAAUUCAGGGGUUCCACGGCGAAUUCUUCAAACAGUCAAUAAACUCUGGAUGGUUCUGAAUACUGUGAUGCCUAGGAGGCUGUGGGUAAUGACAGUUAACGCACUUCAACCAUCGAUAAAGUUUGUACGACAGCAAAAGUAUACUCAGAAUGACCUGAUGAUAGAUCCUCUCAUUGUACUAAGAUGUGAUCAGAGGGUAUACAGAUGUCCCCCACUGAUGGAUAUUACUCUGCACAUGUUGAAUGGGUAUCUUCUGGCAUCCAAAGCCUACCUUAGUGCUCAUCUGAAGGAAACAGCAGAGCAAGAUAGGCCUUCUCAGAAUAAUACGAUAGGUUUAAUUGGACAAACUGAUGGCCCAGAAGUUACCAGAGAAGAACUGAAAAAUGCAUUACUGGCUGCUCAGGAUAGUGCAGCAGUCCAGAUUCUCUUGGAGAUCUGCUUACCUACUGAAGAGGAGAAGGCAAAGGGGGUCAAUCCAGACAGCUUGCUAAAGAAUGUUCAAAGUGUUAUUACCGCCAGCACUCCAAAUAAGGGAAUGGAGGAAGGAGAAGACAAUUUGCUCUGUAACCUUCGAGAAGUUCAGUGCCUUAUCUGUUGCCUGUUGCACCAAAUGUACAUCGCAGAUCCCAACAUUGCUAAACUUGUUCACUUUCAGGGUUACCCAUGUGAACUCUUGCCUCUGACGGUCGCUGGUAUUCCGUCUAUGCACAUCUGUCUGGAUUUCAUACCUGAGCUAAUUGCACAGCCAGAACUUGAAAAACAGAUAUUUGCUAUCCAGUUGCUUUCUCACUUGUGUAUCCAGUAUGCAUUACCAAAGUCACUGAGUGUGGCUCGCUUAGCUGUCAAUGUCAUGGGAACUUUGCUAACAGUUUUAACACAGGCUAAGCGAUAUGCUUUUUUCAUGCCAACUCUGCCAAGUUUGGUCUCUUUUUGUCGAGCGUUUCCUCCACUGUAUGAGGAUAUUAUGUCUUUGCUGAUCCAAAUAGGGCAAGUUUGUGCCUCUGACGUUGCCACUCAGACAAGAGACAUUGAUCCAAUUAUUACACGUCUUCAACAAAUAAAGGAGAAACCAGGUGGAUGGUCUGGACUCAGUAAAGAUCCGUCUUAUAAAAAUGGACCUGGGGACACUGGAAGCAUGGAUCCUGAUGUACAGCUCUGUCAUUGUAUUGAAAGCACAGUAAUUGAAAUAAUAAACAUGAGUGUUAGUGGAAUUUAA
Rangifer tarandus platyrhynchus (Svalbard reindeer) is the source of this 3594-nucleotide messenger RNA. Lineage: Eukaryota; Metazoa; Chordata; Mammalia; Artiodactyla; Cervidae. The record is from the annotation of a GenBank genome assembly.